CCUCUCAUUCACUCUCUCACUCUGUGCUGUAACAUGCGCUCCUCCUGAUCAGCGAGGGGGCUCCCAGGCCAGCAAUGAUCUGGAUGCUUUUUUAAAGGGAAAGACUGCAGUCAGUCUGUUACAGUCUGUUGCAGAAUGUUGGAAACAGGACACCUGAAUGACUCCCUGGGCUCACCAGGCCAGAAAGACAUAUCUCACCUGAAUGUUCCUUUUUGUGGUACUAUAAAAGGAGGAAUGAGACCUGGAAAGAAGAUCGUGGUAAUGGGUAUAGUGGAUCCCAAUCCAGAAAGCUUUGAAAUCAGUCUGUGCUGUGGAGAUACAGAUGUGCCCCCGGCUGAUGUGGCCUUAGACUUACAAGCCAGGUUUCCCGACCGCCAGUUCAUGAGAAACGCCUUCGUGUCUGGAGAAUGGGGAGAAGAGGAAACACCCAUUCCUUACUUUCCCUUCAUCCCAGACCAACCAUUCCGGCUUGAAAUUCAUUGUGAACACCAACGAUUCCGCAUCUUCAUCGACGGGCACCAGCUCUUUGAUUUUUAUCACCGCGUCCCAAACCUGCCAGCCGUCCACGUGAUAAAAAUCAUUGGCGACCUGCAGCUGACCAAACUGGGUUAAAGUGCUGGCGCGACCAUUGGUGGGGGCCGGCGGGGAGAAACUGUGGCCCCCUUCUACUUUAGGUCAGAGAUUCGCCAUCACGCAUGCGUUGGCAGUGCCAGCUGGGCCUGCACUGCCUCAGUCUCAAUCUCUAUUGUCUGUUGUGUUAAAAGGAAGAAUUGAACCGUUGUUUGACAUUUGACGAUGUAAUUGAUCGGGGGAGGGGCAGCCAUUUUUGUGGGGAAAUAUUCAGAGUGGGGGUUGGGGAGGAGGGGGAAAAGCUUGCGACGACAAGUGAAAUCCGGUUAGCGGUGCUCUUAGAACAAGAAGGAAGAUUCGUACAUACCACCACCUAGCAGCUAUAAUGUGUGGGGAAUACCCAUUGCAGACUGGUGUAAGCGAAGGUGAGAGAGGGGAGGGAAUUCACUACAUCAUUUGCACCAUGCACUUCAGUAUGUGUUUCUGCACUGAAAUGACUGACAGCACAAGUAAUUUAUAAAAUAUAGUUACAAAAUAUAGAGGAAAAAUAAACACAGAAAAGAGACAGAACUAGUCUGGAUAGCAGUUUGUAAAUUUUUCCCACACUGUAACAUGGAUGACAUGUUUUUACUUUGUGACACUACAUAGUAAUUUAUAUCCAGCCAUCGUGUCUUUUAGUCGAAUGAAUUAUUAACCAACAACCAUGCAGAAUGUUAAUCAAUGGAUGUACCAGAUGUUUUAGUCUGUUUCUCAAAAUUAAAAGUAUAUUUCUUGAAA
This is a messenger RNA of Callorhinchus milii (elephant shark), 1347 nucleotides long. RefSeq names its product lectin, galactoside-binding-like a (gene lgalsla). NCBI's taxonomy places the organism in Eukaryota, Metazoa, Chordata, Chondrichthyes, Chimaeriformes, Callorhinchidae. The record is from RefSeq and is a predicted model, not a curated record. The transcript is spliced from 5 exons. Gene Ontology annotation, molecular function: carbohydrate binding. The coding region runs from base 136 to 612 and encodes 158 amino acids.